Opisthocomus hoazin is the source of this 522-nucleotide messenger RNA. The record is from RefSeq and is a predicted model, not a curated record. NCBI's taxonomy places the organism in Eukaryota, Metazoa, Chordata, Aves, Opisthocomiformes, Opisthocomidae.
AUGCCUGAUUGGACAAGUCUGUGGUAUGUCUGGUUAAUCUUGCUGACUGUGUUCCUGCUCCUGCUCUGUGGGAUCACAGCAACCUGCAUCAAAUUCUGCUGCCGGAAGAAGAGGCCUCCAGUGGAGGCCUUCCCCAGGCACCCUUGUGACUUGACAGCUAUUGGUAUUGACAGUGACAGCACUGCCCACAGCACGGUGACCUCAUAUAGCUCGUUGCAGUACCCUCUGAGUGCCCCUAUUCAUUCAAUAUUUGUGGAUAUGGAUAAGAACGCUGUGUCCCCUCCAGCUUACAGUCUCUAUGCCAUGGAGUUGCCACCUUCUUAUGAUGAAGCUGUCCAAAUGGGUAAACAGCACACUGAAGUGGCGCGGACAAGCCAGAAACUCAGUGACAUCCCUGGACAGGUGACAUCAGGUGGGCUGAGUCCCACCCAGGAUUCACCCGAUACAACCAACAAAGACCCAGCCACACAAGCCAGUUCAGAACAUUCAGAAGAUGCAACACGAGAACAGCCGCAGCUCUGA